GGUUUAUUAGCUGCUUCCAGCGCUUUUGCUGUAGUGUCUUUAGCUAUUCAAAUUAGAGGGGGCAUCCAAAAACUCUGCGAUUUUUGGACCUCGAUUCAAGAUAGACCAAAAGAUAUUAAUUCCAUUAUCCAAGACUUACAGGUCGUAUUAGAUAUCGUAUGUAAUAUUCGCCUGGAAGCUAGCAAUGAGAGGCCUCAUUCCAGUGCGCUAAGUGCAAGUAUCGCGGCUCUAAAUGGGUGCUCGAGCAGUAUAGAAGCCCUCCAGAGUAUUAUUAAUCAGUUGUAACUAGGCAUCUCUUCCCCGAAGCCGAUGCUUAGAAAAUGGGCGACAUUUAGAGCUGUGUGGAAGGGCGAUAGGCUUCGAAAAUUUCAGGAAACUUUGCGUGAUACAAAGAUUAUACUAAUCUUAGCCAGGCAAAAUUUGAUUAGGUAUGGGAUCUUGAAUAUCUAUCUUUUAUGUGACUUAACCGUUCUAAUAUUUGCAGUCAUUUGGUUAUGGCCCGAGACGAAGAAUAA
This is a messenger RNA of Hyaloscypha bicolor E, 515 nucleotides long. RefSeq lists its product as uncharacterized. The annotation marks the transcript as partial. The transcript has a single exon. NCBI's taxonomy places the organism in Eukaryota, Fungi, Ascomycota, Leotiomycetes, Helotiales, Hyaloscyphaceae. The record is from RefSeq and is a predicted model, not a curated record.